Messenger RNA from Otolemur garnettii (small-eared galago), 1196 nucleotides. It is a transcript of the gene CTU1, whose product is annotated as cytosolic thiouridylase subunit 1. Gene Ontology annotation, biological process: tRNA wobble position uridine thiolation. The record is from RefSeq and is a predicted model, not a curated record. Gene Ontology annotation, cellular component: cytosolic tRNA wobble base thiouridylase complex; mitochondrion. The transcript is spliced from 3 exons. Lineage: Eukaryota; Metazoa; Chordata; Mammalia; Primates; Galagidae. Gene Ontology annotation, molecular function: tRNA binding. Bases 62 to 1108 code for a protein of 348 amino acids.
GCAGGCGGUCCGAACGUCUGGGUACCCGGUUGCCUCAGGAGAAGCCGUAUCUCUACACGCGAUGCCCGCCCCGCCCUGCACCUCCUGCCACGCGGCACGAGCUGCCCUCCGCCGCCCGCGCUCAGGGCAGGCACUGUGUGGCGCCUGCUUCUGCGCCGCCUUUGAGGCCGAGGUGCUGCACACAGUGCUCGCGGGCCGCCUGCUGCCGCCCAACGCGGUGGUGGCUGUGGGCGCCUCAGGCGGCAAGGACUCCACCGUGCUCGCACACGUGCUGCGCGAGCUCUCUCCACGCCUGGGCAUCUCCCUGCAUCUCGUGGCUGUGGACGAGGGCAUUGGCGGCUACAGGGAUGCGGCGCUGGCGGCCGUGAAGCGCCAGGCAGCGCGCUGGGAGCUGCCGCUCACUAUCGUGGCCUACGCAGACCUUUUCGGGGGCUGGACGAUGGACGCCGUGGCCCGCAGCACUGCCGGCUCAGGCCGCAGCCGCUCCUGCUGCACCUUCUGCGGCGUGCUGCGGCGUAGAGCACUGGAGGAAGGGGCGCGCCGCGUGGGAGCCACGCACAUCGUGACUGGUCACAACGCAGACGAUAUGGCAGAGACAGUGCUCAUGAACUUCUUGCGGGGCGACGCGGGGCGGCUGGCCCGGGGCGGGGGCCUGGGCUCCCCGGGCGAGGGGGGUGCCCUGCCGCGCUGCCGCCCGCUGCAGUUCGCGUCGCAGAAGGAGGUGGUGCUAUACGCGCAUUUCCGCCGUCUCGACUACUUCUCGGAGGAGUGCGUCUACGCGCCCGAGGCCUUCCGCGGUCAUGCCCGCGACCUGCUCAAGCGCCUGGAGGCUGCACGGCCGUCGGCGGUGCUGGACCUCGUGCACUCGGCUGAGCGCCUGGCGCUGGUCCCGGCCGCCCGUCCUCCGCGCCCCGGUUCGUGCUCCCGCUGCGGGGCGCUGGCCAGCCGCGACCUCUGCCAGGCUUGCGCCCUCCUGGACGGCCUGAACCGCGGCCGGCCCCGCCUGGCCAUCGGCAAGGGCCGCCGGGGGCUGGGCGAGGAGGGGCCGCAGGGGGCGCCUGGGGAUCGGGCCCAACCCCCCGCCUCCGAGACUAUCCCCGCUUUCUAGCGGCUCCUCGUCUGUGGCUGAGAUCCCACGCCUCUCAGGAUUGGGGGCUGUCUGUAAAUAACACUGUAAAUAAACCAGCGUUACUUUG